GCAGCGCAGCAGCGGCGUGAGCCCGUGAGAGCUAUCUCGAGCGGCCUGGCAGCGGCAAGGGAGAGGGGGAUAGCGGCGGCAGGCACAGUGUGUAAAGCAGCCGCAGGGGAGAGCGGAGCUCAGUCGUAGUCGCGCGCGGCAGUCGUCGGUGCGUCGUGGCAGCGCGAGGAGAAGGAACGCAGAGCACGAGUCGAGGAAGAGGAAGAAAAAAGCGUGAGCUACGAGAGCUGGGCCUGCAGCUUUAGAGAGAGAGAAAGAGAGAAGAGAAGACUUGCAGCGGCCUCAUCCCCGUGGGACCGCAGUGCAUGCGUGCGUGGCUUGUGCUCGUGCUGUUGGUGUGUAUAUACAGCUGAAUCCACAAGCAGCGCAGCGACGCCCCGACAAAGCUCUUCUCUCUUGGGAAGGAGAAACGACGCUCGCGAUAAGGGGGAUAAGCAAGCGCCGACGAGGGAGGAAGAGCGCAGCGCAUCAGCAGUGUAGCGUCGUCGCUCGCCACAGAAAGAGAGAUAGGGAGAGAGAGCGUCGUCGCGAUCCUCGCAGCUGGUCGUUUGUUAUAUAUCCACAUAUAUAUAUAUAUAUAUAUAUAUAUAUAUAUAUCGAUCGAGCGAAGCUUCGUUCUCGCCACCCUGUGCGCGCGGAGAGCUCGAGACGCCGCCGUUGAGGAGAGAGGGAGAGAAAGCAGCAGCGCCCCAAGGAUAAUAGGCCGCCGCGGCUUCUGCGUGGCCUGAAUUCGCCGCCGCCGCGUAUACACUAUACACGUAUAUAUACCCGCUGCGGGAGGGAACGUACGCGCGGCCUUUCUCGCGUGCUGCUGCGCAUCGGAGCGAGAGAGGGAGACUCGACCGGGCAACGCCGUAGGACAGGUGCAGCUGCGCGACCCAAGAGAGAGAGAGAGAGAGAGAAAGAGCAGCGCUAUACGGCAUACACGACACGGUACGUGGGAAAAAAGCUGCCGCCGCUGCUCGUCGACGCCGUAGUGCACGGCGCCGAUGCACACGAGGAGAGGGCAUGCGCCAGCAGCCGAGCCGCAAUAACUGCGACGGACGACGCCCCCCGGGCCCUAUGUCCUCGUGACAGAGCCCCGAGUGUCGCGCGAGCCUCCACACCGCACCGAUAUAAUCCCGCAGCUGCGCACACCCCGUCGUCGCCCGCAGAAAGGGGAGAGAGAUCGAGCAAGAGGAGAAGCAGUGCAGAGAGGAAGAUUAUUGUAUAGAGUGAGUGAUAGUUGUUCGGUCGUCGAGACACACACUGCUGCAGGAGUAGAUAAGCGCAGAAGCCAAGUCAUGAGCGAGGGUAACUCCCGAGUGCCGGAUCUCGAGCCCGACGCUAUGAGCAACAACGCCGCCGGCAGCGGCGCCGGGACGGCCGGGUGUGGCUGCGUCCUCCAGCCCCAAGCCGCCUCGGCUACGGCCACGUCGAGCCAGCUGACCGGCCCGACGACUAGCUCUGACCCCACCAUCACCAUCAGCAUCACGCCGACCACCGGCGGCCAGUUCGAUAUCACCGUCGACAAGAACGAGAGCAUCGAGAACCUCAAGAAGAUCAUCUCCAAGAGGCUGAAGGUGGCCAAGGAGCGCAUCUGCCUUCUCCAUCGCGAGAGGCAUCUGCGCGAGGGUACCCUGGAGGAGAACCGACUGCAGGACGGCAGCCGACUGACGCUGCUGCCGAGCGUCGAGACUGGACUGCUGAAGCCGCGAUACCAAGUCCAACGAGGCCUACAGCAUAGCGUGCUCUCGUUACAGGCCCAGCGCCCGGAGCAGAGCGUCAUGCAGGCCCUCGAGAGCUUGAGCGACUCGCAGGUUAACGACUUCCUCUCGGGCAAAGCGCCCCUCAACCUUACCAUGCGCCUCGGCGAUCACAUGAUGCUCAUCCAGCUCCAGCUCUCGACCGUCACCCCGGCCAACGCCGGCACAGCUGCUCCCGCCGCCGCCGCCGCCGCCGCCUCUCUGCCCCAACAGCCGCAGCAGCCUAUUCAGCCUGUGCAACCUAUGCAACAACAGCAAGAGAUAGAGCAGCAGCAGCCGGCCCUCGACGCGAGGCGGUCCGCGGGAGUCGCAUCCGGCAGCUCGUCCACGACGACGACGACGGCGGCGGCCUCGAAGCUCUCGCUCUGCUCCUCCCUCGUGAGCAAGCUCGCCGCCACCUCGAACCUUUUCGGAGCGCCGAGCCCACCCAACACGCCGACCUCGCCCAUGGCGCCUUGCUGCAGCCAGCAACAGCAGCCGGUCCAGCCACAGCCGCAGCAGCAGAGCUUCGUCCAGCCGGAGACUCCGCCCGUCACGCCAGCCGCCAAACAGCCCCCGGCCGGAACUCAACAGCAGCAGCAGCAGCAGCAGCAGCAGCAGCAGCCGCAAAGGCAGCCGCCCAAGUACAGGCACCUGCGCUCCAACAGGCACGCCUUCUACCCGUUCACGCUGCUCGACCUGAAUCGCCAGACCAGGCAGGCCGCCAAGACCGCCGCCAAGACCGCCGCCAAGACCGCCGCCACGACACAAGCGCCAAAGCCAUCCUGCCCAUCGUGCCCCGAAGCCUCCGAAGCCAGUCCGAGCCCGAGCUCCAGCUCUGCGGCAGCCUCGCAGCAACAGUCCGCCCCGUCGUCUCCGGCUGAGCCGGCGACGAGCUGCUGCAAGUUCUCCGACUGGUCCUUCAUUCUGGGCCCGUGCGACUGCUCGAAGCUAUCACCAAAGAACAAGGUCUGCGCCAGCCACGCGAACAGCAGCCUCCCACAGGAGGCGAGCAGCGGCGCUAGCCCCAUGGAAGUCUGCGCGCCGGCAGCGACGACGACAACGACGGCAGCCUCGUCGGCCUCGUCGGCCCCGUCGACCCCCGCGACGCCCGCGACGCCCGCGACGCCCACGACGCCCACGACGCCCACGACGCCCACGACGCCCACGACGCCCACGAGUCCCGAAAGCAUGGACACCUCGUCCAGCGAUCCCGCCGCCAACCCCACCGCCACCCUAGACACCAGAGCGCUCGUCGAGGCUUCCAGGAACCUCACCCAGAAACUCAAGCAGCUCUCCUCGGAGGAGAACGCGAAGCGUCGCCAGGGAGCGAUAAUCGAGAGCAUGCACCACCACGGGAAGGGCGUGUACACGGGCACGUUCAGCGGCACCCUGAACCCGGCGCUGCAGGACAGACACGGCAGGCCCAAGCGCGACAUCAGCACCAUCAUCCACAUCCUGAACGACCUGCUCUGCGCGACGCCGGCCACGACCGCCGGGCACUACAGGUACCACAGGCACCCGAGCACCCACCACCGCGCCUCCGCCUCGUCCGCCUCGUCCGCGGCUUCGAUCAACUCGCCGGCCGCGACGUCUACCGGCGCGACCCAGACGCCUUCGAUGUUUGCCCUGACGUCGAGCGGAGCCCCGGGCACGACGUCUGUAGGACACGCGCCCGCUGGAUUGGAGGCCACACCCGGCUGCCCGGCAUCUAGUGAACUCUCCAAAGAAAACGAAGCCACCAAGGGCAAGAUGAGGCGACUGCGCCUGGUGAUGGAGCAGCGGCGGGAGAAGAUGCGCGCGAGGAGGCAGGCGCGAGCCGCGCCCUACACGACCAAGUGGGCGGCAGUGACGCCCGACCCCGACCCCAACGCCUCGUCCUCGUCCUCCAGCUCGUCCAGCCCCGGCAGCGGCAACUCCUCGAGCGACCCGCAGAACGAGCCCGAGCUCAAGCCCUGUAGUCCCGAACCCGUCGUCGCUUAAGCCCUGCAGCAAAACUGUAUUUAUUCGUUGCUGUGAAACAAGAGAACACGAACGCCCGGCCUCGGUCGCGUGAGAGCCCGUGGGACAAUUCGCGAUGAUUCCUUCAGUAGAGCCUCAUUGUAAAUCGAAUCGAGUGCGUAUUCGAGGACGGAUGACACGAAUGGGGAAGUACACGCACGCGUAAUCUCUCAUCGCAAUCAUUGCACUCAGUUAAGGAGUCCGAGUGUCGUUGAAGGCUAUAUAUGUAUGGCAUAUGUAUAUCGGCGACUACGCACACUCGUCGAACUUAUUACUGUAGAAUUUUAUGUUUGUAAUAUCUGUGUGCUGUGACGCUUUUGUUCCUUUUGAGGCACUUGUUUACUUUUCCUCCUUCAAGUUGUAUAGCUAUUGCCAGAGUUCUGCUGAUGUUGUCUAUGACUUUUAAGAAUUUCGAGUACUCAUAUUUAUAUAUUUUUCGUUUCGAAUAUGAAGCACGCGAGGGGAUUCUUAAAGGUUGCGAGAACGCUACUCGGACUUUUUAAUUUGUACGUAGUUACUGAAUUAGGUUACAAAAUCGAAAAGCAGUCUUGCACGUACACAAAAAUAAAAUAAAUAAAUGAAUAAAAAAUACGCGCAAAGACGUUCACAACGAUUCGCUGGGGAUAAUAAAAAAGGAUGAUAUAUGCUGGUGAUGACGGGCAGAUCGAUGAAUAUACGUAGUGAUAAAUUUUAUACGAAUUUAUUUUUGUUGAGUGUCACUGAUAAUUUCUAUUUUCCUUUGCUAAUGAGCAGCGCAGGCUUGGCAUGAGCCGCAAAGUCUUUAUUUUUCGUCAAUCUGCCCUAUACGGCACUGAGCAUUUUUUAAACGGACCACUCCGCGUCGUUGAUUUACAGAUAAACAAGUCGAGAGGUAUGAAAGAGUGUAUGUAAGUUUGCGAUCACAGGUCCUAAUGAGUAGACUUUAUGCGAUAAAUUCACAGCAAGGCCUGAGACGCCAGAAAACGUUUAAGUUUAAUAGGUACUAAAUAUUACACUUUCUAGUGUUAGGUUUAGGUUUUACUUAGAAAAAUGAUUAUUAUUAUUAUUAUUAUUAUUAUUAUUGCUAUUAUUAUUAUUAUUAUUAUUAUUAUUAUUAUUAUUAUUAUUAUUAUUAUUAUUAUUAUUAUUACUAUUGUCAUCAUUACAGUUCAAGAACUGGCUCAAUAUUGUAACAUACGAGUAUCUCGAACAUUAUAAAGUACCAAAAUAAAUAAGAACUGCUUGCUAA
Messenger RNA from Nasonia vitripennis (jewel wasp), 4953 nucleotides. RefSeq names its product midnolin-B. Gene Ontology annotation, cellular component: nucleus. The transcript is spliced from 7 exons. Gene Ontology annotation, molecular function: protein binding. NCBI's taxonomy places the organism in Eukaryota, Metazoa, Arthropoda, Insecta, Hymenoptera, Pteromalidae. The record is from RefSeq and is a predicted model, not a curated record. Bases 1284 to 3707 code for a protein of 807 amino acids.